AUGGAAGGCGCAAAGAAAAUGGGUAUUGAUGAAGUGCUGAUGUGGGUGCUGAAUGACGCUGGUGAUGAAUACAUUCGUAUCUCGUUACGAUCUGGCUUCGAAAUUCCAGUUCCUAGUCAAGCAAGAGUUACUUAUGAGUAUCUCUUACCAGAGAAGUACAUUGAAGUGGAAGAAAAGGAUACACCGGCUGCUCUGGUUCUGGAACGAACGUAUAUCCCGAAAUUGACCUCAUUCGAAGACGAGAUUUCCGCCGAAGUUGGCAUCAAAGCGCAGCCACCACGAAAACCAACGUAUUGGUACUAG
Messenger RNA from Cooperia oncophora, 303 nucleotides. NCBI's taxonomy places the organism in Eukaryota, Metazoa, Nematoda, Chromadorea, Rhabditida, Trichostrongylidae. The record is from the annotation of a GenBank genome assembly.